Molecule: messenger RNA, 2062 nt
Organism: Charadrius vociferus (killdeer)
Lineage: Eukaryota; Metazoa; Chordata; Aves; Charadriiformes; Charadriidae
Gene: MAP3K3
Product: mitogen-activated protein kinase kinase kinase 3
Exons: 16
Coding region: 1-1941 (646 amino acids)
Biological process (GO): protein phosphorylation
Molecular function (GO): protein binding; protein kinase activity; ATP binding
Source: RefSeq, a predicted model, not a curated record
AUGAAGGACCUGGUAGCACUCCAGAUGAGCCGACGUCACAGACUGACUGGAUAUGAUACCAUGAAGAACAAAGACACUGCUCACUCCAACAAACAGAAAAAACACAAUGCCAGCAGUCCACCCCUCUUGGGCAGCCCUGCAAUAACAAACCAGUGUGCCUCUGCAGUGGAGGAAAAAAAAGUUCCGAAUGAUGUAAGGAUAAAGUUUGAACAUAACGGGGAGAGACGAAUUAUCCCAUUUGUCCGUCCCGUGCGCUAUGAAGAUGUGCAACAGAAAGUGAAAACAGCCUUUGGCCAGCCGCUGGACCUCCACUACAUGAACAAUGAGCUAUCUAUUCCUUUGAAAAAUCAAGAUGACCUGGAUAAAGCAGUAGAUCUCUUGGACCGAAGCUCUAAUGUGAAAAGCCUUAGAAUAUUAUUGCUGUCUCAGGACAGAAACCAUACCAGUUCUUCACCCCAUUCUGGACUGCCCAAACAAGUCAGGAUUAAAACUUCCCAAUCUGUGGGGGAUGUGAACAUACCCUAUCAGCAGCCAGAACCCAGAAGUAGGCAUCUGUCUGUCAGUUCCCAGAACACAGGCCGAAGUUCACCACCUCCUGGGUAUGUUCCAGAGAGGCAACAGCGCAUUGCUCGGCAGGGUUCCUACACCAGCAUAAAUAGUGAAGGCGAAUUCAUCCCAGAAACCAAUGAACAGUGUAUGCUGGACCCUUUAAGCAGUGCUGAAAACUCGGUGUCGGGAAGCUGUCAGUCCUUGGACAGGUCAGCAGACAGUCCUUCUUUUCGGAAGUCACGGAUGUCAAGGGCACAAAGCUUUCCUGAUAAUAGACAGGACUUCUCAGAGCGCGAGAAUCAGAUAUAUGACAAAGCGGGGAAAGGUGGGACCUACCCUCGACGCUACAAUGUCUCCAUGCAGCACAAAGACUACAACGAUGGCCGGAGGACAUUUCCCCGGAUACGGCGUCACCAAGGGAAUCUUUUCACCUUGGUCCCUUCAAGUCGUUCCUUAAGCACCAACGGAGAAAACCUGGGCCUGGCGUUGCAGUACCUGGACCCCCGGGGCCGCCUGCGGAGUGCCGACAGUGAAAACGCGCUUGGUGUGCAGGAGAGGAACAUUCCUACCAAAUCUCCGAGUGCUCCAAUAAACUGGCGACGAGGAAAGCUGCUGGGCCAGGGUGCCUUUGGUCGUGUGUAUUUGUGCUAUGAUGUGGACACGGGCAGAGAGCUUGCAGCUAAGCAAGUUCAGUUUGACCCAGAGAGUCCUGAAACAAGCAAGGAAGUGAGUGCCCUGGAGUGUGAAAUUCAGCUGCUGAAGAAUCUCCAGCACGAACGUAUUGUUCAGUAUUAUGGCUGCUUACGGGAUCGAGCAGAGAAGACCUUGACCAUCUUCAUGGAGUACAUGCCAGGGGGGUCAGUGAAAGACCAGCUGAAGGCGUAUGGUGCUCUCACGGAAAAUGUAACCCGGAAAUACACUCGCCAGAUUCUCGAGGGAGUCUCGUACCUUCACAGCAACAUGAUUGUGCACAGGGACAUUAAGGGAGCCAAUAUUCUCCGUGACUCUGCUGGGAAUGUGAAGCUUGGGGACUUUGGGGCCAGCAAACGGCUGCAGACAAUCUGUAUGUCUGGAACAGGCAUCCGCUCUGUCACUGGCACGCCAUAUUGGAUGAGCCCGGAGGUGAUCAGCGGAGAAGGCUAUGGAAGAAAAGCAGACGUAUGGAGCCUGGGUUGUACUGUUGUGGAAAUGCUGACAGAGAAACCGCCCUGGGCAGAGUACGAAGCCAUGGCAGCCAUUUUCAAAAUCGCCACCCAACCAACCAACCCCCAGCUCCCCUCUCACAUAUCAGAACAUUGCCGGGACUUUCUAAAGCAGAUCUUUGUGGAAGCCAGGCACAGACCCUCUGCUGAAGAGCUGCUCAGACAUCAGUUUGCACAGCUCCAGUACUGAAUUACCUCCCUCGCUAGCAGCUCCUGCUGGGCUUUCGGUGCCCCGUCUGGUCUAGUUGCAACUGCCCGUUGUGGUGCUGCAUCUUCAAAAUGCCAACUCAGCUGUCCUAGUCCUUUGGGGA